AAAUUUUGCUUAAUUUUUUGUGGUAGAUCAAGAAAUAAGGAGAUGGGGCGUGCAAAACUGAAGAUGGAACUAAUAAGCAAGGAGAAAGCAAGGAAUGCAACUUUCAAGAAAAGAAAAGAAGGCCUAUUGAAGAAGUUGUAUGAAUUCACUACUCUUUGCAAUGUCAAUGGACUCAUGAUCAUGUAUGGUCCCAAACAAACCAAUGGAUCCAAUUCUGACCCUGAGAUUUGGACAAAUAGUAGUGGGAGUAGUACAACUAAGAACUUACAUCAACAAGAGAUUAAGAAUCUCAUCGACGAGUACAAAAAAGAGAGUAGUUUGCAAUCUGGUAGUACCAAAACCUUUGCUUUGUCGGAUUAUUUUGUCGAUCGAAGCAAGAAAGUUGAGGAGGAGUUGAUCAAGUUGAGAAAGAUGAACAUGGAGAAAAAAUACCCAUGUUGGCUAGAGUUCAUGGAUCAGUUCUCUGAGUUUAAGUUGAGAGAAUUUUUAACUUUGUUGGAUGACAAAGUUGAAAAAGUGAAGUAUAGAAUUAAUUUGCUCAAAGGGAAUAAUAUUGCUAGUCAUGAAUAUUUGAUGGGAGGAACAAUGAUUGAUCUGGGAGGAGGACAAGCAACAAGAUUAAGCCAAUUGACUCAUUACAAUGAUAAUGUUAUGGUCCAAGGAGGAAUGGAAUUGGGAGGUUAUCAUCAUGAACAAUCGCAAGCUCCAAUUUAUCCUUACUGUAAUAAUUCCAUUAUUAAUCAUCAAGAAAUGAUGAUGCUAAUGAUGAAUGAGAAUGAUUGGCAAUGUAAUAAUGGUGCAUCAUCCUCAUCAAGUGGCAGUUGCAACAAUAAUAUGAGGUGCGCAUUGAUGAAGUAUGAGACUAUGAUGAUUCACAACGACAACAUGAUGAGUAAUAAUCAAUUGACAUAUUCACCGUAUGCAGCUCCAACAAUCCUGCAGCAAGCCCCAUGCAUGAUGAUGCCAAGUGCUUUGCCCCAAAUGCAACAUUCUUGGAGGGAUAACGAGCGAGAUGAGAAAGUAAUAUUCUCACCUUAUUUGAGGAAGUAGCGAUAUAAGUUUGAGUUUUGUAUGAAUUCUUAGAAUGAAAGAUCUUCCUUCAGCUUCGAAAGUCAGACAAUGAAACCAUUCCCUCUAUCAGGAAUUUAUUAGCAUUUUGGUUAUAAAGGAUUACACUCUUUGGUUUUAGUGUUUUGAA
Molecule: messenger RNA, 1198 nt
Organism: Lycium ferocissimum
Lineage: Eukaryota; Viridiplantae; Streptophyta; Magnoliopsida; Solanales; Solanaceae
Product: agamous-like MADS-box protein AGL19
Exons: 1
Coding region: 43-1050 (335 amino acids)
Biological process (GO): positive regulation of transcription by RNA polymerase II
Molecular function (GO): protein dimerization activity; DNA-binding transcription factor activity, RNA polymerase II-specific; RNA polymerase II cis-regulatory region sequence-specific DNA binding
Source: RefSeq, a predicted model, not a curated record